Messenger RNA from Aureobasidium melanogenum CBS 110374, 2295 nucleotides. RefSeq lists its product as uncharacterized. The transcript is spliced from 3 exons. Gene Ontology annotation, molecular function: zinc ion binding; DNA-binding transcription factor activity, RNA polymerase II-specific; DNA binding. The coding region runs from base 1 to 2295 and encodes 764 amino acids. Lineage: Eukaryota; Fungi; Ascomycota; Dothideomycetes; Dothideales; Saccotheciaceae. The record is from RefSeq and is a predicted model, not a curated record. Gene Ontology annotation, biological process: DNA-templated transcription; regulation of DNA-templated transcription.
AUGUCACCCAGGCAUCAUUCGGCUGCUAUGCUCUCCGCGCACAAAAGAGCAUAUCGCCAGCGCCGUAAAGACCCCAGCUGCGACGCGUGUCGUGAACGCAAAGUUAAAUGUGAUGCUACCGACACUUCCAGCUGCACCGAAUGCUCAAGCAGGAGCGUCAAGUGUCAAUUUACCAAGGAAACCAACAGACGCAUGUCCUCGAUGAAGCAUGCUCAAGAUCUCGAACGCCAGCUCGAGGAAACCAGACAGGAGAAUCGACAAUUACGCAACAUGCUCAGCGAUCAAGGCGGCGCAGCUGCAGGUGCAUCUGCAGCGCCUCCAUCGACCAGUGUUUCGGGUCCACCCGAGUUCACUCCUAGCAAGCAAAGAAAUGGACGCCCAAUUGCCAUGAACAGUUUUGAUGGGGUUAGAGCAAACCUUCGCAAGUUCAGCCAGGGUAUCUUCAAACCGCCGCAUCCUUACAGCAAGCCUACCGUACAGGUCCAGUGCGCCGAUUCGACGACGCCGCUGCCUCCCAAGCAGAUGGUAGACAAUCUCUUGCAGAACUACCACACGGUACUGCAGCCGCUCUGCCCCUUCCUCCAUUGGCCCACCUUCAUCGACGAAUGCGAACAGCUGUACAGAAGAGGAACUUUCCAAGGGCUGCGCCAGAUCUGGAAAGCUCUUUUCUUCGCAGUUCUUGCGUGUGGCUGUAGCAUACAAGAUGCGAGAGGAUCUACGCAUCCCGAGUCUGAAUGCAUCAAGUUCGCCGAGGUGGCCAAGUACUGCACGAAGUCGGUGGAUGAUGAUAUCUCGCCCGAUCAUGUGCGCACGUCCCUGCUUCUAAGUAUUUGCUUCUCGAACAUGAACCGUAAAGCAGCAAGUUGGUUCUGGCUCGGCUCGGGUGUGAGAUUUGCGCAGUUACUGGGCCUACAUCGAGAGCACGGUCAGCUACCACAAUUCGAGGCCGAGAUGCAAACCCGUCUUUGGUGGUCUGUCUACAAUUGGGAUAGAAUCCUCUCUCUCGAACUCGGCCAAGUACCCAUCAUCGACGAUUCUGAUGUUGAUGUCAGCGAACCUACACCUAUUGACGACUCAAGCAUAGGACCUGGACUCGGCAAUUCCGGUGCUCGUCCAAGCUCACUAAUAGUCUUUGUGCCUGUUGUACGCAUCAUAUACCCACUAAAGAAGACAUUGAAGUCUCGAACCAUAACGCCCUCGACCUUGAACGCCUACGACGAACACUUCCGCUCUAUCAUGGGUUCUUGGCCCGAUCCGUACCCGAUCCACUCGAACGCCCCGCUCGAUCCUGUAUACUUCAGUGCUGUGUUCCUACUGCAAAUCGCCCGCUUCCACCUUUACCGCCACAACUUGGCUCCUGCCUGUCGUCCCCAGGAGCGCAAGGACGCCCUCUACCGAUGCCUUUCCGUUGCCAAAGAUACAGCUGUCUACCUACAACGCUCGAUCCAAACCUCGCCGGGCCCACCUCGCUACUCAGCUCAACCUUUAAGCCCAAGUCCUGAGUGGAACGCACGGAUGGCCAACAGUUCACCUUUCUUCCUCGUCUUCCACUUUUGGCGUUGCACUCUGGUGGCUGCUCUCUGCGGAGAUUAUGCGACUGCCAUAGUUUGCGUAAUGCCAUUGAGCGCGAUUGGCACGCGUGCCAUAGUCAACUCGGCCUGUGGACGCUAUAUCUCUUUCUUCUUGGAUUGUCUGGUGGAGCGCGUUCAAAAUGGCAAAGGCAGUCUUGAGAUGUUGGAAGUAGAUGAAGAGAUGCUAGCCUACGCCAGCGCUGAUAUGCAAGGCUCACACGAGACUGCUUGGGCUUGGACUGGAGGCGAGGUGUUGCAAAGAACAUUGGAUCACACUGCCACUGCUGCAGAAGGAGCAACCAGCGCAUAUGAUCAAUCUAUAGGAGAAGAGCCGGAAUGGAAUGGAUGGAACCGCGUGAUGGAUAUUCUGUCUCAACUCGAACAAGAGCAGCAUCGCAGUAUGCAGCAACAAGGCCCACCGCCUCCACAGUCACAGGCUCUCUCACAGCAGCAGCAACAGCCGCAGCAGCAGACGCAACAACAACAUCCUCCACCACCACCACCACCACCACCACCACCACCACCACCACCACCAUCGCAGUAUGCAGCACAGCACAUGCCACCACAGUAUGCUCAGCCUCAACAACAAGCGCCAUCCGCGCCAUACUUCCAAUCACCCCGAGCGCCUACACCGCUCAUGACCCCUGCGCCGGGCAAUGCAGGGCCAUCCACUGCUCCAACACCAGGCACCAGCUCUCGCAUCAGCAUAAAAUAUAUUAUUUAG